GCUUUGCUUUUCGUUUUAAUAUUCUUUUGCUUUACAAGAUGGCUUGCUUCCUCAGAUUCGCCUAAAGAGGACAAAAGAUACUGUACGAUUUUUCAAAAACGAUACGUCUGCACGUCUGAGUCAACGACGAAAAUGGCGGGCAUCUCCGUCGACGAGUUCCUGAACCGAUGCCAGCAGUCCGGCGACGGCGCGUACGGCGCCAUCCGAUCGGUGUUGGAGCGGCUCGAGGAUCCCAAAACACGAACCGAAGCUCGGAUCUUCUUGUCGGACAUCUACAAGCGUGUGGGAUCCUCCGAGAAGUGCCUCGAAACCUACCAUUUCCAUAUCCAGGACAUCUUCCUGGAUCAAUACGAAGGCUAUGAUUGUAGGAAGAAGUUGACCAUGAUGGUCAUUCCUAGUAUUUUUAUUCCGGAAGACUGGUCAUUCACCUUUUAUGAAGGACUUAAUAGACAUCCUAACACGAUCUUCAAAGAUAAGACGGUAGCUGAACUCGGCUGUGGAAAUGGAUGGAUAUCCAUUGCACUAGCUGCUAAGUGGUUGCCUUCAAAGGUUUAUGGGCUUGAUAUUAAUCCUCGAGCAGUGAAAGUUUCUUGGAUAAAUUUGUACCUAAAUGCUCUGGAUGAAAAUGGCCAACCUGUCUAUGAUUAUGAGAAGAAAACUUUGCUGGACAGGGUGGAGUUCUAUGAAUCUGAUUUGCUUGGUUAUUGUAGAGAUAACAAAAUUCAGCUCGAUAGAAUUGUUGGAUGCAUUCCUCAGAUUCUUAACCCAAACCCAGAUGCAAUGUCUAAGAUGAUAACAGAAAAUGCCAGUGAGGACUUUCUACAUUCACUGAGUAACUAUUGUGCCCUUCAGGGUUUUGUUGAGGAUCAGUUUGGCUUAGGUUUGAUUGCCAGAGCCGUUGAAGAAGGAAUAGCAGUCUCUAAGCCAACAGGGAUUAUGAUAUUCAACAUGGGUGGCCGUCCAGGACAAGCUGUCUGUAGACACUUAUUUGAGCGGCGUGGAAUCCGUGUUACACAGCUCUGGCAGACUAAAAUACUUCAGGCUGCAGAUACUGAUAUCUCAGCAUUAGUUGAAAUUGAGAGGAACAGCCCUCAUCGUUUUGAGUUUUUUAUGGGACUUUCUGGAGACCAACCCAUUUGUGCCCGGACAGCAUGGGCCUAUGGGAAUGCUGGUGGGCGUAUCUCUCACGCUUUAUCAGUCUUUAGUUGUCAGCUUCGCCAACCAAAUCAGGUUAAGAUGAUCUUUGACUUUCUGAAAAACGGAUUUGAAGAAAUCAGCAGUUCGCUGGAUUUAUCUUUUGAAGAUGAAGCUGUUGCAGAUGAGAAAAUUCCGUUCCUGGCCUAUCUUGCCAACGUUCUGAAAACUAGCUCAUAUUUCCCUUUUGAGCCUCCAGCUGGCAGCAAGAGAUUUUGUAGUCUAAUUUCAGGCUUUAUGAGGACAUACCACCGCAUCCCGAUUAAUCAAGAUAAUAUUGUGGUGUUUCCCUCAAGGGCUGUGGCAAUUGAGAGUGCACUGCGGUUGCUUUCCCCUCAGCUUGCAAUUGUUGAUGAGCACUUAACUCGUCAACUUCCAAGAAGCUGGCUAACCUCCCUAACCAUUAAGAACACAAGCCCAGAAGCAUCAGAAGAUCAGCUCACAGUCAUUGAAGCGCCACACCAAUCUGAUUUAAUGAUAGAGCUUAUAAAGAAGCUAAAGCCACAGGUAGUGGUUACUGGAAUGGCCCAGUUCGAGGUCAUUACCAGUUCAUCUUUUGUGCACCUGUUGGAUGUCACGAGAGAGAUUGGAUCUCGUCUUUUCUUGGAUAUAUCAGAUCAUUUCGAGUUGUCUAGCCUCCCAGCAUCCAAUGGUGUACUAAAAUAUCUUGCAGAAAACCCUCUGCCCUCUCAUGCAGCAAUUGUUUGCGGUUUGGUUAAGAAUAAGGUCUAUUCAGAUUUAGAAGUAGCCUUUAUCAUCUCAGAAGAGAAUGGCAUUUGUGAGGCCUUCUCCAAAACAGUGGAAGUCUUGGAAGGUCAUACUGCUAUUAUCAGUCAGUCCUAUUACGGUUGCCUUUUCCAUGAGCUUCUAGCUUUCCAGCUCACUGAUCGCCACCCACCGGCUGAGAGGGGGAGUGAGAAGACAAACUCUGGUGAGAUAGUUGGAUUUUCUAGCUCAGUUGUCUCUGUUCUAAAAGAUGCUGAGCUUUCGGUCACUGAAAUGGAGAACGCUCCCCUUAUCCACAUGGAUGUGGACCAAAGUUUCUUGCCUAUACCAAGGUCUGUUAAGGCUGCAAUCUUUGAAAGUUUCGUGAGGCAGAAUAUAUCCGAAGCAGAGGUUGAUGUGACCCCAAGUAUUAAACAAUUCGUUCACAGUAAUUACGGCUUCCCAACUGGAAGCAGCACUGGGUUUAUUUAUGCUGAUUGCUCACAAGCUCUAUUCAAUAAGCUGGUCCUUUGUUGUGCCCAAGAAGGAGGAACGUUUUGUUUACCUGCUGGCUCAAAUGGGAUACAUGUGGCUUCUGCUAAAUUUUUGAAAGCAAAUGUUGUGAAAAUCCCGACGGAAUCAAACGAUGGCUUUAAGGUGACAGAAACAACACUUACUAAAGUGCUUGAAACUGUUAAGAAGCCAUGGGUUUGCAUAUCUGGACCAACAGUUAACCCAACAGGCAUGAUUUAUAGCAAUGAGGAGAUGGAAGUAUUGUUGUCUGCAUGUGCCAAAUUGGGAGCAAGGGUAAUCAUUGAUACUUCAUUUUCCGGAUUAGAAUACAAGUCCGCUAGCUGGGGCGGGUGGAACUUGGAGAAAAUUUUAUCAAAACUGCAUUCAAUUAGCCACCCAUCGUUUUCUGUUUCCCUCCUUGGAUGUCUUUCUCUGAAUUUACUCAGUGGAGUGCUCAAACUUAGCUAUGUGGUUUUGGAUCACUCUCUUGUUGAUGCCUUCUAUACCCUUCCGGGUUUGAGCAAACCUCACAGCACUGUCAAGUACGCCAUUAAGAAGCUCUUGGCUCUUGAAGAAGAGAAAGCUGGCGAACUUUUGAACGCCAUUGAAGAAAAUGUGAAAACAUUGGAAAUCAGAUCUAAGCGCUUAAAGGAGGUACUUGAAAGCACCGGUUGGGAAGUUAUAAUGCCCUCAGCUGGCAUUUCAUUGAUGGCAAAACCCACUGCUUAUAUUAACAAAACUGUGAAGGUGAAAAACCAUUCCGAUGACCAAGGAGAAUUACCCGGUGAACAAGAAGUCAAGCUUAUGGAUUCCAAUAUCCGGGACACAUUUCUCAGGCAUACCGGCAUUUGCAUUAACAGCGGCGCUUGGACUGGAGUCCCAGACUACUGCCGCUUUUCUUUUGCAUUGGAGGACAGUGAGUUUGAGAAGGCUAUUGGAUCGAUAUCUCAGUUCAAAAGCGUUCUCAGUGGUUGAAGUCCUGACGGCAAAUGCCCGAGAUGACAUUUUCCCUUAUGGUUUCGGUGAUUGAAAGGCAUCGUUGUGUUAUUCCUGUUUGUGAAUUCCCAUAUUGUUAUCCGUAUUCAAUUGUUUCGAAUAAUGUGUCCCCGUUGUCGUGGAUAAGUCUCUGCAAAAUCCUUGACGGUAACACUUGCGUUUCUUUGA
This is a messenger RNA of Tarenaya hassleriana, 3576 nucleotides long. RefSeq names its product methionine S-methyltransferase-like. The record is from RefSeq and is a predicted model, not a curated record. NCBI's taxonomy places the organism in Eukaryota, Viridiplantae, Streptophyta, Magnoliopsida, Brassicales, Cleomaceae. Gene Ontology annotation, biological process: biosynthetic process. Gene Ontology annotation, molecular function: pyridoxal phosphate binding; methyltransferase activity.